This is a messenger RNA of Dendroctonus ponderosae (mountain pine beetle), 2115 nucleotides long. It is a transcript of the gene angel, whose product is annotated as protein angel homolog 2. NCBI's taxonomy places the organism in Eukaryota, Metazoa, Arthropoda, Insecta, Coleoptera, Curculionidae. Bases 395 to 2011 code for a protein of 538 amino acids. The record is from RefSeq and is a predicted model, not a curated record. Gene Ontology annotation, molecular function: 3'-5'-RNA exonuclease activity. The transcript is spliced from 8 exons.
CCACUUCACUGUCACAUUGACACUGCCACAGCUGAUAGUUUAAAUGUUUUGGCUUUACUGGAAUCACUUUGCCACCUGUACUUAGUGCUUUGAUAGUGUUCAGUGUUUUAUACGAAAAUAUACGAGUCCCACUCACAAGAGGGAUUGAUGACUUCAGGUAGAUCAAAUUACAGCAACAGACAUACAGCGUAAUAUUCAUGCACGUGCCACUAUAACCGCCCUGAAUCCUCGAUUUGGAUAUGAUAUGACUAUCACCAGAACUAUCAGAGUGUUGGUAUGAAAUGGUAAAGACACUGCAUGUUUUCUUGCAACUGUGCUGGAGAGUGCAGGUCUAACUAAUCAAUCCCCUCGGCUACAACAACAACCUCAUAGAUUUAAAGCUUCUUCCAAGGGUAUGAAUCAGUACCCAGAACAUCCUUCAAAUAGUAGCAACACACAACAGUCCGCGACUUUCCGCAGAGUCAGAAGUGAAGAGCAUAUUAACUUGGGCUUCCCUAGAUUCAACUCAUGUUGGAUGUCACAUCAAGGCUGGUUCGACCAAACGUCCUCAACUAGCGCAUUUGAUCACGAACGAGUUUGUAAUGCGGAAACAUCCGUAUUCAAUAAAUAUCUAGGUCCAGGCGAUCCAAAUUUGAUAUACAUUCCUCUGCCAGAAGGUCCCAGGCCCGAAUACUUCUUUAGCAAUAUGCCACGACGCUUUCUAGCUCCGCCCCCAAACCCGGGCGCUAAUCAGAGACGGUUUUACCUGAGGCGGUCUAACAGUUCAGGUGGCCCUUUCAACAACAAUUUGGAAGUUUCUCGCAUUCUAAAGGUCCUUCAAGGAAGGUGUUGGAAGCAGGUGAAGAGCGAUAAAACAUCAGCAAAGCAUAGCUUUCAGUUUACUUUGAUGUCUUACAAUGUGUUAGCUCAGAAGCUAUUGGAUGAGCACCCUUACUUAUACCAAACCCAUAACUGUAAAGAUUUAGCCUGGAAAAUCAGAUGGAAGAAUUUAUUCAACGAAAUUAAAACUAUGAGACCCGACAUUUUAUGUCUUCAAGAAGUGCAGCAGUCCCAUUUGAAAGGAUAUUUCAAAGAACUAGAGAUAUUGGGUUUUAAAGGAAUCUACAAGAAAAGGACGGGCAUUCGUUGCGAUGGCUGUGCAAUAUAUUACAGACCAGACCGGCUGAAGUUGGUCGAGUUUGAAACCGUCGAGUUCUAUCAACCGAAUGUUUCCAUUUUGGAUCGGGACAAUAUUGCCAUCGUGGCCAAAUUCUGCCCGAAAAACAGACCAAACGACAGUUUUAUAGUUGCAACUACACAUUUACUUUAUAACCCUAACCGAGAAGAUGUACGUCUGGCUCAGGUUCAACUGCUACUAACAGAAGUAGAGAGAAUGAGCUACUAUGCGAAUGCAGAAGGAAAUGCAAAAUAUCUACCGAUUAUAAUCACGGGGGAUUUUAACUCGUCCCCAAAAUCUCCAGUUCACACUUUGAUAACCAAAGGGUCCUUAAAGUAUAACCACUUGGCGCAGAGGAGGAUGGACACACCAAAGUCGCCAAGCCAUGGCAAUGUUUUAAUGCCAAGUAGUUUACAGAUUACCGAUCAGUGCCAACAUGCAUGUCUAUUGGAAAAAAGACUGGAUAAUAACGACAUCUCUAGAGCGGAAGAAGCCGCGUUGAUCAAGCUUUUCAACACCGACAAAGCUAUCCCAAAACUCAGCACAGAAGGUAUCAAAAGUCGAAACUUAUUUUCGUCGGGAACUUUGAGCCACUUGUUCGCCUUCAAGUCCGUUUAUUGUGCUGGAAGUACCGAAGAUCCUGAAGCGACGACGUUCCAGGAUCAAUGGAUAACUGUGGACUAUAUUUUCUACACCGGGAAGAAAGAGGGUGAAGAAAUUGAAGAAAACAAGUUGAAGCUGGUGUCGGUUUACCGUCUUCCCUUGAGAAGUGAAUUGGGAUCAAUUAAAAUUCCAAACAGUCUAAUGGGUUCCGAUCAUUUGAGCUUAGCGGCAAAGUUUAUGCUCACCAUUUAAGGACCUUGAGUUUCACUCCUGGCAAUACCAUGUGUGAUAUAUAUAUUUUUAUUUUCCGAUUGGACGGUAUUAAAAAUGUUUCAUUAAUAAACGAAUUAGAAUAA